AUAUGGCGGCUGUCACAUGAGUGAUUUCAACCUUGAUGUCUGUAAGGCAAUUUUCAGCUUUCAAAGUGAUUGUGACGAUCUCAAAAACAGAGGGAGAAUUGUUUGGACCACGAUCGUAAUUUCCGAGUGUCUUCCAACUCAUUAUAGGAAAAAAUUAGGAUUGAUCAUCGCGAAUGGAUUCCACCUCCGCUGCGGCGAAAGAAGCAAAACCAAGUUGAUAUUUUAGGCAACUGAUCGUGGCUUCGCACAUUGUUUUCUAGAAGAUUUAAAAUGGACGAAGAAGACGAUCUUCAACCCGAUUCUCCUCCGGGAUUUGUGGAAGAAAUUGAUAGUUCAGAACUAGAGCAAAUUGAGACAGUUGGAAGAGGUGCAUUUGGGGUUGUUUCCAAGGCAUUGUAUAGACAGAAAUUUGUUGUAGCUGUGAAGACAAUUGAAACUGAAGCAGAAAAGAAAGCCUUUAGUGUUGAGGUUCAACAGCUGUCUCGUAUCAGUCAUACAAAUAUCAUCAAGUUGUAUGGUGUCUGCACUACCCAGAAUCCUGUAUGUCUGGUCAUGGAGUAUGCUGAAGGAGGCUCACUUUACAACUUACUUCAUUGGCAACAUUCUGCAUCACGGUGUGCUCCGAUUUACACAGCCUCUCAUAUGAUGAGCUGGGCUCUCCAGUGUGCAAGAGGAGUAGAAUAUUUACAUGGAAUCAAACCCAAAGGAAUCAUCCACAGAGACCUCAAGCCCCCAAAUUUAUUGCUGACAAAAUGUGGAACUGUUUUAAAGAUCUGUGAUUUUGGAACAGCUUGUGACAUGAAAACAUACAUGACAAAUAACAAGGGAAGUGCAGCAUGGAUGGCUCCUGAAGUGUUUGAAGGCAACAAUUAUACAGAGAAGUGUGACGUUUUCAGCUUUGGUAUAAUCCUUUGGGAGAUGAUUACUCGCCGCAAGCCCUAUGAGGACAUGUCGGGAUUCAAUGCUUUCAGAAUAAUGUGGGCUGUUCAUAAUGGAACAAGGCCUCCAUUGAUAUCAAAUAUUCCAAAACCAAUUGAAGAUCUAAUGACAAGCUGCUGGGAUAAGGUGCCAGCAAAGAGACCAUCGUUCACAAGAAUUGUUCACAUGCUUCAACAUUUAGUGCAAUUCUUUCCAGGUGCAGACACAUGUCUUGUUUUUCCAGUUGGAACCUCAAGUACAAGCACAGAUGAAAGCAGCCCAAGCUUAGAUUUGUCUCUGCUGGGUUCUGAAAUGGAUCAAAAUGGUCAGGAAAUGUCCACACAAGGAAGCACACUAAGUGACACUGUCAUUGGAAUGAAGAGUCAGCCCUCUACUGAGAGUGAUGAAGAAGGUUCCUAUGAAAUUGAGGAUGAGGACAAAGUGGAUGAUGAAACUCCAGUCCCAGGAGAGUUAGAGGGUGAACCUCCUUUGGAGGUUGGAUAUGAGAGUCCUCAGCGUACAGCCUCUCCAACCAUUACUAUCUCCGUUGACAACAAGAGUCCCACUGCUCAGUUUGUGCGACAGCCAUCCGAUUCAGGAGGGCCCAGUCACAAGCCAGGAAAAGCUCCAGUAAGCCCUUUACCUGGGCCAGUUCCAGGUAUUAAUUUUGAGCCAAUCAAAAUCAUUUCAGCAUCAGCUUCUCCAAGCUCAAAUUCUAGCUUGACGACCUCGUCUGCAUUGCCAUCUGAGGUGAGCCCAGUGAAGGCUUUAAGUCCAAGAAUUUCUUAUCCGCCAGUGAGUCCUGCUGUCAGUUCUGGUUACUAUCCAAAUUACACUUCAGACAUCCCACCAAGUGGAGGGGUGCAGCAGGCACCAUUUUACUCACCUGGAAGCCAUAUGUCUACAGCACCAUCAACAGGGCAACCACUAAUCUAUUCUGAGGCUUCAGGAUCUGGUUAUCUGGGAGGUGCAACAUCCCCAUACAGAUCUCCUAGUCCUAUUCCACCAAAUUAUGGCCAGCAAGGGGCUUACCCACCCAACUCCAUGUACCCCCCUGCUACUAGCUAUGCCUUUCCUACACCAACCAGCACUGGUCCAAUGCAAAUGCCUGCACUAAGCACUGUGCCAUCAGUGCCCAGAAACACUCCUGUGUCAGGAUUUCGUACAUCCCCUCCACCAGAUGGUUUGGACUUGGAAGAGCUACGGCUGGCCCUACAGAAUGAUCUUGACCCCCCAGAACAUGGUAAAAGAGUUCGCUUUAAUUCCAGUGGUGCUUCCUCACAGGGAUCUCAUGCUGUGGGAUCUGGAUUUUCCAGUCCAUCAAGUUCAGGAACUGGCAGUCCUUACCCAGACAGGAAGACAAGUUGGCCAGUGAGUUCCCCGCGCGCACACAGCCAUCCUCAUCCUCAUAUGAACAGAUCUGUGUCUUCUCCAGAAACGAAGUUCAGUGGAGAGAAAAGAAGCCCUUUAGCAAGGAGACGCGAACAAGAUCAAACAGGUUUCCCAAGCAUUUUACAGACUUUGGCUACCCAUCUGCAGCCCAUUGCACCUAACCCUGCAAUUCCAGAGUCACAAGCAAUUUAUGAAGAGCACAUUAAGCUUGCAAGAGAUUACAUCCAAGUUCAAACAGAAAUGGCAGUGAUUCUGCAAAAGAAGCUUGAACUUGAAAAAGACUUGGAAGAAUAUGAGACAGAACAGCAAGUUAAUGCUCAAUAUGUGGAGGAGUUUGCAAUGUUGACUAGUGAAAAGGAAAAUCUCCUUUUGCUUCACAAAAAUUUGAAGUCACAGUUAGAAGAAAUGAAACGGCAGCCACCUGUGCUUUUACAUGGUUGUCCACUAAGUGGCCAGUAUAUGUAACUGGCCACAGAAUAAACACACAAAUGGUGUACAGUAUUCAUAAUAAUUCAGAUAUCUGCAGUUAGUGAAGAAUCUCAUAAAUUAUGACCUUAAUUUCAAAAGAAAUAGAAAAGAAGGGUUUUUAGAAAAAAAUUGCUUCCUUCUUCCUUCAGGUUAUGAAUGCUAAAUUGCCAACCUUGCAUAAACUUCAUUAACUAAUUGAAAUUCUAGGAAUGGUCACAGAAAACUGUCCCACAUGAGAUUGUUUAAUAUAUCCAAAGUAUGGUUGCAGAUGUUAUCCACCCAUAGCAUUAUUUUCUAACCAUACCUUAUGUCUGUGGAUUGCCUACCUUUAACAUAAUUGCACAGCAUGUUUUUCAAUGAACAUUUUCAAUUUUAAAGUCUGUUCUUCAUAAUAAUUUACUGACAUCUAAAUUAGUGUCAGCUUCCUUCAAUGUUGCUUUGUGUAGGGAAAAGAUGGAACAAAGUUUUAUUUGAAGGACAAAGUAUGGUAUAUUUAGAAUUUUUAUAAGGUGAUCUUUUGUUACCUAUAUGUAUUUUUUCAUUCACACAAGCUACCUCUGCUAUGAUAUAGGAUCAAUUCAAUAUUUUUCCUCCACUUCAUUUUAUGAGUAACAAUUUUGUCUUUUAUUGGUGCUGCAACUUGAAUGGAAUCAGGAACCAUUUUAGAUCAGCUAAAAUAUUUUCCAACCACUUUAUUCAAUAAGUUUUAAUUACGAUUUAUCUGUUAUUAGUGCUGUAAUUUGGAUGGAAGUGGGAAUCAUUUUAGCUUUGUUAUGCAGUCAUUCUUACUUGUAAAUUACCUAAACAAAGAGACAUUCAUUGGAAUGCAACUUGUUCUGAUGUUACCUCUGGAAAAAAAAAAGUAGUUACACAGCACAACCUUUAGUACAUAAUGUAGUACAGUAAAAUUGAUGAUUGUAUUCUUUGUAAUUGAUGUAGUUUAUUUAGUCAAUGGAGUCAAGUGACAAUGAUGAAUUUUCGAAAACUAGACGUGGCAAACAGUUUGUUGCAUGAGUAGUUAAUAAUUCACUUAACAGUGAUGGAUUUAGUUAUCAACUUAAAGUUAAGUUGACACAUUUUAAGUAAAAUCAUCUUUUUCAUGAAUAACUUUCUAGAAUGAAAACAAGUUUUAAGUUUAAUAAUGCUUUUUACCACUGUACAAGAAUAAUAAAUAGGUACAUAAGAUAAAGGAAAGCAGUAGGGGGAAACUGGACUCCCAUCUAAAACUGCUCUCCAAGUUUCAAGAUAAUAAAAUAAAAAGAAAAUAAUGUCUAAUGCAUAACCACACAUCUUGAUCAAAAAGAAAAUGAAGGAACUACUGUGUUUUAACAAUAAAAUCAAAAUAUAGUAGAUUAUCAUAAAUAAUACAAUAAUUAAUAAUACAAAACAACUAAGUAGGAAGAUAAUUAAAUAAUCAAUUUUUAAAGAUAUUUAAACUGGGACCUGACAUAACAGAAUUAGGUAACGAGUUCCAGCCAUUAAUGUAACGGUCAAAAAAAUGAGAAUUUAAAAUAGUUUGUCCUUGCUGCCCUGGGUCUGAUUUUAAAAUCAUGGUUACUUCUAGUUCUGGUCGGGCCAGUCAGAUCAAUAUAUCUAGUAUAGUCCCCAUCACAAGAGCCAUGAAUUAUCUUGUAAAGCUGAACCAAGCAAAGAUAUUUUCUUUCGAGCUUCAAUGUUGACCAGUUCAGUUAGCCUUUCAGAGGAAGAUUUGACUGAUCCACAAAUCAAUUGAGUAGCAUGACGCUGGAGGGAUUCAAUACUGUGAAUGUGUGUAACCAAAUGUGUGUUCCACACUGGCAGGCACAUUCAAGAAUAGGACAAAACUAGAACAUUAAAGGCUGUUUUUACUGCCACAGGA
Molecule: messenger RNA, 4636 nt
Organism: Stylophora pistillata
Lineage: Eukaryota; Metazoa; Cnidaria; Anthozoa; Scleractinia; Pocilloporidae
Biological process (GO): JNK cascade; immune response; positive regulation of canonical NF-kappaB signal transduction
Molecular function (GO): MAP kinase kinase kinase activity; ATP binding
Source: RefSeq, a predicted model, not a curated record